Messenger RNA from Lingula anatina, 2426 nucleotides. RefSeq names its product DNA polymerase eta. The record is from RefSeq and is a predicted model, not a curated record. Gene Ontology annotation, molecular function: DNA-directed DNA polymerase activity; damaged DNA binding. Gene Ontology annotation, cellular component: replication fork; nucleus; site of double-strand break. NCBI's taxonomy places the organism in Eukaryota, Metazoa, Brachiopoda, Lingulata, Lingulida, Lingulidae. Gene Ontology annotation, biological process: error-prone translesion synthesis; response to radiation.
UGGUUUACCUAAAAAAUUGAGGGAAGAGAGAAUGAAAAUAUUUAAUGAUACCUGUAGGGAAUUCAGAAGACCAUGGACAGAGUUAUAGCUUUGGUGGAUAUGGACUGUUUCUAUGUACAAGUGGAACAGAGACUUAACCCAGCACUGAAAGGAAAACCAUGUGCUGUAGUACAGUAUAAUGCAUGGAAAGGAGGAGGUAUAAUUGCCGUGGGUUAUGAAGCCAGAGCCUGUGGUGUAACCAGGCAGAUGAGAGGAGAUGAGGCCAAGAAAAAAUGUCCAGAUAUUGUUCUCUGUCGAGUGCCAGAAGUAAGAGGGAAGGCUGAUCUUACUAAAUUCAGAGAAGCAGGAGCAGAAGUGAUUGCAACUUUGUCCAAGUUCUGUAAAUGUGUAGAGAGGGCCAGUAUUGACGAGGCAUAUCUUGACCUCACUGCAGAAGUUGAGGAGAGGCUAAAUGAAAUAGGGAACACCAGGAUACUUGCAAGUCAACUCCAGAACACUUAUGUUGUAGGAUGGGAGGGUGAAGACAGCCAGAAGACACAAGAUGGCUUAGAUCUCCGUGAGCAAGGAGUUAAGGACUGGCUGUCCACAUGUUAUGACGCUGUCAGUGACCAGGACGUGAGGCUGGCUGUGGGGGCUGUCAUAGCAGAGGAGAUGAGGGCUGCUGUGUACAAGGAAACUGGGUUCAGGUGUUCAGCUGGUAUUGCUCACAAUAAGAUGCUAGCAAAGUUUUCCUGUGGCGUACAUAAGCCUAACAAGCAGACAGUUCUUCCUCAUUCAUCAGUUCAUAAAAUGUUUACUACUUUGAAGGUUACUAAGCUGAGAGGUUUUGGUGGGAAGUUUGGUGAGGAAGUCAUUCAAAAGCUGGGAGUUGAAAAUGUGGCAGACAUCUGUAAAUAUUCUGAACAACAGCUGCAGAACUAUUUUGGAGAAAAAGCUGGAUCUUGGCUGUUUGCUGUGUGUAGAGGGGAAGAACAUGAAGCAGUGUCAGCCAGACAACUGGCAAAGUCUAUUGGAUGUAGUAAGAAUUUCACUGGAAAGAACUGCCUUGACACCAGGGAAAAAGUAAGGUAUUGGUUGGAUCAACUUUCUGGAGAGUUGGAAGAACGUUUGAUCAAAGACAAAGAAGUGAACAACAGAGUUGCUAAACACUUAAAUGUAAGUGUGCGCUACCUUAGCAACCCCAAUCCAGUGUCGUCAUCACGCUCUUGUGCGAUUGUGAAAUAUGAAAGGAAGAAGAUUUGUGAUGAUGCUUUCUCUUUGCUACAGAAGUUCAACACUGCUGGUCCUCAUCAGUCUGCAUGGGUUCCGGCCAUCAUAUGCCUUGGUAUGUCUGCAGGGAAAUUUGAUGAAAUGUCCAAUACUGCUAACCCCACCAUCAAGCAAUUCCUUGUCAGUGACAGCAAAAGUAAACAAAAGCCUUUAUCUAAAAGUAAAAAAGGGUCCAAAAUAAGUGCAACUGUUGUCAACAAUGAUUCCAGUCCUAGUGCAAGUAAGUCUCCUGUGAAAAUUAGAGGGGGAAUUGAAAGUUUCUUCAAAAGCAAAGUAACCAAAUUGCCUCUGAAUGAAUCACACAGAAACUCCAAAUUGAUUCAAAAGGAUUUUGAAUCAAAAUAUGUUAAAGUUGACUGUUCUCUGGAAGCACUAGAUGGGGAUCAUGGCUCUGCAGUAUGUGAAGUAUUAGAAGUAGACUGUGAUAAAGUGCAAAAUGAUUCAGCAUUUAGUAAAGUAUUGACCAAUGCACGAACUUGUCAAGGAACUUACGAAAAGUUGAAUGGAAAUGCUAAUAUUAAAGUUAAUUGUGCAGAGAGAGAACAACGGGAAUACAACUUUGAAAUCAAAGAGGGAGCUUCUUUGCUAUUAAAUGACCACAUAGGGUCAGUUCAGAAAAUGACCACAGGCCCAUUGCCUGGCAAUCCUUCCACAAGUGCAGUGGACGAAUUGGACAUGCAAACAUGUGAGAAAUGUGGUAGGAAAAUCUCGGCUUGGGAGCUACCUGAACACCUGGACUAUCACUUUGCAUUGGAGUUACAGAAACAGUGUAACGGUGCAAGUGCCUCCACCAAUGCCACUGGUUUUCCAUCCUCUGCAGCAAAGAGAAAAUCUGAUAAUCAGCCCGGGAGACAUAAUCCUAAGAAAAGCAAAACAUCAGUUUAUAAUACCCUACAUCAUUAUUUUUCUAAAUCUUGAAGUGUGUUGUAGAAUUUCUGGUGAAAGUACAUUAUGUAUAGCAGUCAUGUUUUGUCUGAGUAUUGAUAUUACUUUAGUUACUUGUAAGAUUUCUAAAAUGUAUAUAUUUAUUUAUGUUAAAAAAGACAUUGGUAAACUUUGUAUAUGCAGUUUUUGUGAGUUACUGUAUUUUAACUAGUAAAACUUUAAUGCAGUCAAAGAUUUUGAUUGUUUUGUAAAAAUGUUAUUUGAAAUUUAUC